GGCGAAGAAGAAGAAAGCUCCGCCCUGCUCCUUCGUCUCUUCCGGAUCCAUGAUAUCAGCACAUUUUAUUUAUUGUUGAAUAUAUAUUUAUAUCUCUUGUCAGUGUUGUGCCAUAUUUUAUAACAGAGACACCAUAACACUUAUAUAAGGCUGGCAGUUUCAUAUAGCUCGCUAAGGCUCCCAUUGAACAAACUGAGCAACAUCCAGUCAUGGAGGAGGAGAUAGUGGAGACACCGGAGGAGCAGCUGGCAAAGAAGCACCGCAAGGAAAAGAAAGAUAUGCAAGCUAAAAUCCAGAGCAUGAAAAAUGCAGUCCCCAAAAAUGACAAGAAAAAGAGGAAACAGUUGACAGAGGAGAUUGCUAAACUAGAGGCUGACCUCAGCCAGAAACAUGAGGAGGAAUUCAGGCAACUGAAAUCUACAACUGACACAAAGAUGGAAGAGGUGAUAAAUGGAGUGGAGACCAUGAAGACGGAGGAUGGAGAACAAGAAGAGGUGAAACAGCCACGUGUAACCAAGGCCCAGAAGAGAAGGGAAAAGAAGGCUGCCCAGGAGAAGGAGCGGGAGAGCAGGAUAGCAGAGGCCGAGGUGCAAAACCUGCAGGGUGUGAGGCACCAGGAGGGUUUGAUGCUGGCUCAGAAACUUGCCCAGCAACAGCUUCAGAUCAAGGAGAUCUCUUCCGAUGGCCACUGCAUGUACCGUGCCAUUGAAGAUCAGCUGGCACAUCGAUCAAAGCCUGAGUUAAUGAUGAGUGUGAAAGAACUGCGGUCCCGCACUGCUGAGCACAUGAGAAGCCAUGCUGAUGACUUCCUGCCUUUCCUCACCAACCCCGACACUGGUGACAUGUACACAACAGAUGAGUUUGAGAAAUACUGCAGUGACGUGGAGCACACAGCAGCUUGGGGUGGGCAACUAGAAUUGCAAGCUUUGACCCAAGUUCUUCACUUGCCAAUAGAAGUGAUCCAGGCAAACUCCUCAACUAUAAAAAUUGGGGAGGAAUUUGGAAGUGAAGUCAUCACCCUUGUGUAUGUUGUGUCUAUAUGCGUCAUGCCUAUGGACUAGGAGAGCACUACAAUUCUGUGGAGCGGUUAAAGGACCCAGCCAGUGCAGAGGACAGCUGAGAGACAGCUCAGUCUUGGUGUGACGUAAACCAAUGUGUGUAAUGCAGAGAGUGUUCAAGCCACUCACACCAAGGGCCCCUAAAUACAAACGUAUUUGGAGGGAGAUCCCCCCCCCCCCAUUGAGGACAUUGUUAAGAUGAGGUUAACUGAGAAUGUUGCAGUUUUCAGAAUGGGUUAAACACAUAAUGGUACUUUUCUGUUUAGAAGUCAAAAGAUAUCAGUGGGGAGAGUGAAAUCUAAUAGAAUUCAUCACUUCUGAAAACAGUGCCAUUGUGCGGUAACACUUUAUUUGGAUAGUCUGCCUACAGAUAGUUUAUAGAGUAUUUGUAACAUUUUAACGCUUUGUCUGUAGAUGUUUAACAGAUUAUCAAUAGAGCACAUGUGACUAUUCAUGAACAUCCCGAGAUGUUUUUUGUGGCUAAACUUAACCAAACCUAGAAAAUGGUUUUAUUUGUGAAACAGUUGAAUUAUUGAAUCUCAACUAGUAAGCUGUUGAAAUGUUACAAAUACUCCAUAAACUAUCUGUACACGGACUAUCCAAAUAAAGUGUAACACAUUGUGCCAAUAAAAAUAGCCUACAAUGGAAAUUAAUGAUUUUCCAGUGACCCCGAGUUCCCUUCAGCCCAUUUUUAGAAAGCAAAUCCACUUGGGCAGGAGAGGAUGUAAGAGCCGCUGAUCAUGCAUGUCACUCAACCAAAUGUCAACAGAGUCACAGGGAGGUUGUUGAACUUUUGCAGUGCUCUUGGAAUGAACUGAAUUGUUGAACUUGUAAAUCAUAGCAGUGUUACAUAAACAUAUACAAUACUAAUAA
Siniperca chuatsi (mandarin fish) is the source of this 1931-nucleotide messenger RNA. It is a transcript of the gene otud6b, whose product is annotated as OTU deubiquitinase 6B. NCBI's taxonomy places the organism in Eukaryota, Metazoa, Chordata, Actinopteri, Centrarchiformes, Sinipercidae. The transcript is spliced from 8 exons. The record is from RefSeq and is a predicted model, not a curated record. Gene Ontology annotation, biological process: protein deubiquitination. Gene Ontology annotation, molecular function: cysteine-type deubiquitinase activity. Bases 210 to 1061 code for a protein of 283 amino acids.